This is a messenger RNA of Arachis ipaensis, 558 nucleotides long. The record is from RefSeq and is a predicted model, not a curated record. Lineage: Eukaryota; Viridiplantae; Streptophyta; Magnoliopsida; Fabales; Fabaceae.
AUGUCUCUAUUCCAAUUGGUGUAUGAAAAGGCUUGUUAUCUACCAGUGGAGCUAGAUCACAAAGCAUUUUGGGCUCUCAAGCUACUGAACUUUGACAACAAUACUGCUGGUGAAAGAAGGAUCCUACAACUACAGGAAUUGGAAGAAUUCAGGUCCCAAACCUAUGAAAGUGCCAAAAUUUAUAAGGAAAGGGCAAAGAAAAAGCAUGACCUCAAUUUGGCACCAAGGAACUUUGAAGAGGGACAGAGAGUAGUCCUCUACAACUCCAAGCUGAAGCUUUUUCCUGGAAAGCUAAAGUCAAGGUGGUCAGGACCCUUUCUUGUCACCAAGGUCUCACCUUAUGGACACAUAGACAUUAUGAAAGAAUGUUCACAGGAAAUCUUUACUGUGAAGAGCACCAAGGAAGAAGCAGAGGAAAGAGCAGAAGAAGCAACGUUGGUGGCCAAAGCUGGCUCACCAUCGUUGCUGGCAAUGUUCUUGCAAAAGGGGGUGCAACGUUGGAGGGAACGUUGGCUCACCAAUGCUACCUCCAAUGUCUUUAAUAAGACUCAAAGUUAG